This is a messenger RNA of Rhizophagus irregularis DAOM 181602=DAOM 197198, 837 nucleotides long. RefSeq lists its product as uncharacterized. The record is from RefSeq and is a predicted model, not a curated record. Gene Ontology annotation, cellular component: cytosol. Lineage: Eukaryota; Fungi; Glomeromycota; Glomeromycetes; Glomerales; Glomeraceae. Gene Ontology annotation, molecular function: protein-disulfide reductase activity.
AAAAAAAAAAUUUCAUUUCAGUUAAAAUUAAAAAAAUGUCUGAUAAUUAUUUCGAAAUUCAUAAAAAAGAAGAGUUUGAACAACACCUUAAUAAAGGAAAGUUGGUGGUUGUUGAUUUUUCUGCAUCGUGGUGUACACCCUGUAAAACCAUUGCUCCCGUCUUCAAAAAGUUUGCAGAAGAAAAAUUCACUGAUGUUAUCUUUCUUAAAGUAGAUGGUGAUGAAAAUCCAGAACUUACUGCUGAAUAUAAUAUCACAGCUUAUCCGACAUUCCUUUUAUUUAAGAAUGGAAAGAAGAUUGAAGGAGCUGAUGUUAUUGGAGCUGAUAGAAAUGCGUUGGAAACCGCAAUUAAAGAAAAUAAAUAAUUGAAUUUUUAUAUAUUAUAUGUGAUUUCCAAUUUCCUGAAUUCAUAUUUUAUUUUUAAAUAAAGUCCCAAGUACUGUAAAACAAAUUAGUUACAAUAAUUUAUAAUUGUCAACAUGUUAAGUUUGACAGUUAAUUAACAUAUUAUACUAUAAAUUAAAGUUUAAAUUUUUAUUUAUCAGUACGUCUCAAUGUCUUUUCUAAUUACUUUUUUGAGAACUAUACAUACUCCAAUGAUAUAUUAGUUAGCCAUCGGUUAUACGGGUUUGUUUUUUUCCUCACAUUUUAAAAUAUUUAAAUUUGAAAUGGUGAACAAAUAUUUUUUUACUAUUUUACAAAAUAACUACUAUUUUUAUUACACUAUUAAAAGAACAACAAUAAUAAAUACAAAUAAAGAUUUAUAGUGAAUUCUACUAAUAUUUUUCGGGGAAUUAUUUUUGGUAGAGAAAGGUAGUUUAGAAGAAACUGACAUUC